Messenger RNA from Mesorhabditis belari, 711 nucleotides. The record is from the annotation of a GenBank genome assembly. NCBI's taxonomy places the organism in Eukaryota, Metazoa, Nematoda, Chromadorea, Rhabditida, Rhabditidae.
AUGUCUUGUCAGUUUGUGCAAACGGAUCGAUCAAGAAAAUGUUUAUUGGAAUUAGAGAAUAAAAUCGAUGGCAACGAAAAACAAACGAUUUUGAGAGAAAUCCGCGAAAAAGAGGCCCUUUCGAUGGACGAUAUGAAAAGGAUUGAGGAGAUAACACCCAAGGAUUUCCCCGCUCUAUUCGCGUUGCUGUGUGAAUUUCGACGAGUAAAAGAACCCGAUUACAAGGCCAGUGCUGAGUUUCGACAAAAAACGGAAUUCUUGCGGAAGCGGUUUGAGGACAAACAAUAUAAGAAGCUGGUGGAAACGAUUGAUCCUUCGCAAUCCUAUGGAGCCACUCCAUUGAUGCGUGAUUUUGGUUCAGAUAUGCGGGCGAUGAAUCGACAAUUGACGACGGUUUUGAACUUUGUUGUCACUGUUGGAGGAGGGUUUUUCUUUGGUUUCACGGGCAUCACUUAUGCAUAUCCAGCCAGACAAUUUGAUCUUGCUACCAGAUUCAUUCUUGGCUUGAUACCUGCGACAAUCAUUUUCUUUGCCGACUUGUACUUUUUGAUAAAGAAUAUGGACGAAGAAUUGGCACCAAGAGCAAAUGCUGGAAAAGUUCAUGCAUCUCCACCACUAGACUUAAAGAAAUUCAAUUCGGUCAAGGAAACCACUCCAAAAACGAUUGCUCAAGAUGUACCAGCGAAAAAUAAGAAGGCAAAAAAGGAUGAC